CGACCAUAUUCAAUUAGACCCCUUUCCCAUAUUUCUUAGUUGUUACACUUCGAAUCCAAUUUCUCAUACCUGACCUCUCUCUCUGCACUUCAUCAAACACCUUGGCAAAUUCUCAUUCCCACAUAAAAUAAAAUUCAGUUUUUUAAGAGUUCAGAGCCUCAAAAUCACAUGGUCUUGAUUGGUUUUCUCCCACACAUGAGUCAGGCCAGUUUGCUUCUUUAUUUAUUUAGUUCUUGUUCCUCUGCCGCUUUUAAAUUAACCCAUAAAACAAGGAAAUAUAUAAGAGAAACAGAGAAACGCAAGAAAGCCCAUGUUUUGAUUUGUUAGAGAGGAGCUAAGAAACUGCGCAGCCAUGGAACCUAUUGAAGACCCAUCUGGAUCAUCGUCUUAUAAAGAGGAAAUUGCUGUGGAAGCUGUGGAUCUUCUUGAGGAGUGUUGGUUUUUCCACAACUUGCUAGACAGAAAACCAAGAAUGGUCAGGUGUUUCUCUGAUCCUUGUCCUUCAAACAUCGUUCAACAAGUUUUGGAGAAGGAUAAUAUUGAAAGGAAAGAGAAUUCUUUGUCCGCAAGUGAAUUCCAGGAAAGAAAUACGAACGGUUCGUUCCGUUCCAAUUUACUGCGCACUCCAUCUUUGCCACCAAAUAUUGGGAGAGAAGGAGUCAAAGAGAAACAUAAAGACAGCAGGAGGAGCAAAUUGACUCGGCAAACUUCUCAUAAAUUCAUUCUUCAAACAACCAAGGAACCACCUUGUGUAGACAAGAAAGAAGGAAAGAAAGAAAGAGGGAGUGAUAGCAGCAGGAGCAAAACAAAUAGGCAGCCAUUAUUGCAUCGUAAUUUGCAGAGAAUACCUUCACUUCCGCCGUAUAUUGGGAGCUUAGAAAUGUCUCAAGAGGAAGAAAUUGACCCUUUCACAAGCAAAUCUUCUCGCCAAGCAUUUCAUAAGGGUCUUCCAAGAUAUCGGCCUCCAAGAAACACAGAGAAAGUGGAAAGCGUUAUGAACUCAGAUGGGUGCAAGGAAAUGAGACGCAGAUUCCUAAACGAAGGAAAAUCAACAAUGAGAAAGAGCCUGAGUGAUCUUGAAUUUGAAGAAGUACAAGGAUUUAAGGACUUGGGAUUCACAUUUGACAACAAAGACUUGAGCACUUGUGUGGUGAACAUAAUUCCUGGUCUACAAGAAAAGAAGAAAGAGGAUUUGAACCAGGAAAAGGUUAGGAGACCAUACCUUUCAGAGGCAUGGAUGGUCCAAAGCUGUGCCUCAAGGUUCCCAAACUGGGAUGCGACGAAGUCUUCUGAAGACAUGAAAGCCCAAAUCAAGUUUUGGGCCAGAGCUGUUGCAUCCAAUGUCCGCUAGCUUGCUAGGACUACAAAGUACAAUAACAAACUGAAUUGAAACUACUGACACAUUCAUAACGAUAUACAGUUUCCAUAUGUAAUUUGGAUUUUUUUUUUUUUCUUGGGGAUAUUCUUGAUAGCAUUUUCUUUUCAUGAAAUGCAUUUGCCUUUAAGUCUAGUGAAAAUUGCAACAAUUGCAAAAUGGUGUCGAUGGAAGGAAAUAAAAUCUUGUUGACAUUUGAAGUCCCCCAUUUGAUGUAUUGAUCUUUUUUGAUACUAAAUUUUGUUUUUUCAAAUGUAAAGUAUAUUCUUUUUUUCUUUUUCUGUCUUUAUUAUCUUAAAAUUUUGGAUAUUUUGACAAAGUUUG
Molecule: messenger RNA, 1699 nt
Organism: Ziziphus jujuba (common jujube)
Lineage: Eukaryota; Viridiplantae; Streptophyta; Magnoliopsida; Rosales; Rhamnaceae
Exons: 2
Coding region: 353-1351 (332 amino acids)
Source: RefSeq, a predicted model, not a curated record